Molecule: messenger RNA, 1290 nt
Organism: Melopsittacus undulatus (budgerigar)
Lineage: Eukaryota; Metazoa; Chordata; Aves; Psittaciformes; Psittaculidae
Gene: KCTD18
Product: potassium channel tetramerization domain containing 18
Exons: 6
Coding region: 1-1290 (429 amino acids)
Biological process (GO): protein homooligomerization
Source: RefSeq, a predicted model, not a curated record
AUGGAAGGGGACAAGACUGAAGAUGGCCAGGGUAUUCUACAACUUAAUGUGCAGGGAUGUUUGUACACAGCCAGGCUUCAGUCUUUAUGCCGUUUUAAGGAUUCAAUGCUAGCUUCUAUGUUUAGUGGACGCUUUCCUCUAAAAGUGGAUGAGUCAGGAGCAUGUGUAAUUGACCGAGAUGGAAGACUGUUCAAAUAUCUUUUGGAUUAUCUGCAUGGAGAAGUUCGGAUUCCUGAAGAUGAACAAACUCGAAUUGCACUGCAGGAGGAAGCAGAUUAUUUUGGCAUCCCUUAUCCAUACAGUCUGUCUGACCAUUUGGCCAAUGAAAUGGAGACAUAUUCUUUAACGUCAAAUAUAGAGCUUAAAAAGGCUUUGUUAGAUUUCUGUGACUCUUACGAUUUAGUUUGUACCAAGCCCACAGUUUGGGUCCUGCACUAUCUCAACACUUCUGGAGCAAGCUGUGAAAGCAGAAUUAUCGGCGUGUAUGCCACAAAAGCUGAUGGGACUGAUGCAAUUAAUAAGGAGCUGGGAACAAAAAUUAAUCAUAAAAGCAUUUACAAAAGGGAAGCUGGAAAUAACAUCCAAUACAUCUGGAGCUAUUUUUCAGUACCUGACUUAAGAAAGAUGAUGGAUGCUUUCAGUGCCUGGGAUGGGAUAGGUGUCAAGUACUGGAGAGUACCUCAGGAGCUGGUAGAAUGUUGGACUCUUGAAGAACGCCCUUUGGAAGCCAGUUUGCAUCAUAUGCCUCCAGUUAGUAAAAGACGAUUAAUCAACGUUACUGAAGAGGAAGGCAAUUUACCAUGUAAAGUGGGGCCCAAGCCAAUUAGAUUCUCAGGUCCCUCAACAAGUACCCAUAUCAAAGUCAAGAAUUCAGCCUCAUUAAAGGUAGCUGCUUGCCAUGUUUCGUGUUCUGCAGUGACUCCUAAAAGACCCAACACUGAAAAUGUGACACUGUGCAGAGUAGCUUCUGAAACUGUAUCCACAACGUGCCCAGCAGUGCCCAGUAAUUCCCAGGCAUCCUGCAGAAGGCAGGGUGCUGACAAGGGGACACCACAUCAAGCGACAUUCAAGAUCGCAGUGUCUAAGAAGCCUGUAAGCAACCGUGUAGUAAAGCUGAAGCGACCUCCCAUUUUUCUUGGGACACCAUCUCAGACAUCUUCUUCUAUAUCCAGUGAAACAAGCAAACAGGACAGUGCUGCUGUUGAAACUCCUACUACUUCUAUGGUACCAAACACGAAUGAACCAGAUGUAUUAGCAAAGCGUGUUAAGCCUAAGAAUGAUAAUGCUUGA